Messenger RNA from Zootermopsis nevadensis, 4031 nucleotides. NCBI's taxonomy places the organism in Eukaryota, Metazoa, Arthropoda, Insecta, Blattodea, Termopsidae. The record is from RefSeq and is a predicted model, not a curated record.
AUUAAUGUACUCAAAUUUUAUUUUACAGCUAUUGCAUGGUCCCCGCAUCAUCAUGGACUCUUGGCUAGUGGUGGAGGUACAGCUGAUCGAUGUAUUCGUUUCUGGAACACACUCACAGGCCAACCAAUGCAGUGUGUAGACACGGGAUCUCAAGUCUGUAAUCUUGCAUGGUCAAAACAUUCCUCUGAACUGGUUAGCACCCAUGGCUACUCUCAAAACCAGAUUCUCGUCUGGAAAUAUCCUAGCCUGACACAGGUUGCAAAUCUUACUGGCCAUUCGUAUAGAGUACUCUAUCUGGCCAUGUCUCCUGAUGGAGAAGCAAUUGUAACUGGGGCUGGGGAUGAGACUCUUCGCUUCUGGAAUGUGUUUAGCAAAGCUCGAUCACAGAAGGAGAACAAAUCAGUCUUGAACCUUUUCACCAGCAUCCGUUGAAGAAUCUAAAGAUGCUAGUUGAUGUAUUGCUCAAGUGUUUAUUUUUAAUUAUAUUGUUAGAUAAAAAAUUCAUUUUGACUCUUUAAUGCCAUGUACACAAAAGUACAUGGUUUAUAAAUCUUUUUAUAGGUAACCAGCUAUUUGGCAUCUUUAUAUAUAUAUAAACAAGAAAGUAGUAGAGUAUUUAUGUUUAAAGAAGAAAUAAGAAUCUGUUUUACAGAUGCAAAAACUAGGAAAGGGUGCUGAUAAAUAUCUGAUUGCUAUCACGAUUACUGUAUCGUGGAAUAUUUUUAAUAUGCCUGCUGUGGAACCAGGAGGACUUUCAGAUGGAAAUUAACCAAAUUUUUGCAUUUUGGCAGUCAUAUUGGUGGUGUUAGAUCUUAAAAACAUUGUAAAAUUAAAAUUGGUGAAAAUGUGUAUUAUGUUGAAAAUUGUACUUUAAAAUAAUACACUUUAUAAUAUAAUUUUCAAUGUUUAAAAGUAUUCUUGUCUUUGAAAUGUAACUUGUAGUUAUCCUGAAAUUUCACGCCAAAUAUGGAUUGGAUACUUCUUAAUAGCACUUGAGACAUUUGUAACCUUUUGUACAUUCUGUAAUUCUUUCUGUUGUUUGUAAUUUUGUUUUGUAUGCUUUUACAUCAUUAUCUUUCACUGCCAGUGUAUGAUCAGGUUACAGUUGAUGAAUUGUCUUAUCCCGGCAUUGUAAAGCACCACCAUUUUCAAAUCUAUUUGGGAUUUCAUUUGCCACAUUGAGCAGUGGCAACUGUUUGGAUACCAGGCUGUAAAUGGCGAAGCCAGCAUCCACACUGUCUUAAAAAAUUGGUCAUUUCCACAAACAGGAAUGUGUCUUUGUGAGUCAUUUAUUAUUAUUUUCCGGUGCUCAUGUACUUCCUUUUCUGGAUGCAGCCAUUAUGUGAAGAUUCAUUUCUGUGUUUUAUGUUAUGUAUAGUGUCAGCUAUUCAGAUUUUUUUUCAGUUUGACACUGUUUUGGUAUUCGGUGCUGCAUUCUGUUAUAGUGAAACAGGAAAAUUCCAGAUGUACUAAAAUAAUGGGCAGGCAUUACAAUAUUACAUGCAAACUGCACUUAAGUCCAUUUAUUUUUGAUCAGGUUUUUCAUAUAUACUCAGUUGCCAUUAUAUAUGUUAUUCAGACAUGCCAUUUAUCAUAAUUAACCACUUCAUUUGUCUUGCGAAAUUAACUCAGAUUAAAAAUUUAUCUUGAGUUAAAUCAUAGCAGUUAGAAUUUUGCAGGUAUUGUUAUCCCACCAUAUUGGAGUCUGAUCAGCAUUUCCUAUCUGAAAAAGAAGGUAGCCAUGUUUCUUUCUUGAUGAAAUAAGAGCUUUAUGAAAAUUAAUUAGUUCUUCAUACUCUUUAGGUAGUUUUUGAGAAAUUGUAAUUAAUUGUAUACCAUUGAAAAUGCAACUGAGUAUCUUGUACUAUGGUACAAAAAUGGAAUCAGAAGCAUGUUCAACCCAGUGUAAUGCACUCUCCCAACCUUCCCCAUGACAGUCCAGUGAAGUUCAUUCUGGUUACCAGGCCGUUGCUCACACCAGUUGGGCUGUUCAUUUGCAAACAAGGUGUAUUGAUGAGUGGAAGGUGUUUAUUCUCAAACAUUUCUUUGUAUCAAAAUCAUUUUCAGCUAUUUAUUAAGUAUUUAACAAUGCAUAUUCUCUCAAGGAAGUGUCAAAUAAGACAACAAUACACAGAGAAGUAAUAAAAUUUUGGGACAAAGAAAGUGUUUAUCUGUGACAGGUGUUCAUGGAGUGACAAAACACCUGGAAUUAUGGCCGUUCCAAUUUGAAGUAGUGCAUCAUCUGCUGUAGCAAGAUGCAGCUGCAAAAAUUUAAUAUCACCAUUCGUUUCAUCAUCUUUUGUCUAAAAGGGAUUCAUGUGCAGGAGCUGGGGCUGCAUUUUGAAUGUAAUUCCCAGUAUUAUGCUUCUUUUGGAACAAUGUUUGGGAAAUAAUUUUUAAUGGUGUAUUGUAAUACUUGGUUUUUGGUGCUUUAUAAUCAUAAGUAUUUCUACUGUAUGGAUAUUUGGUAACUGCUAUGGCAUUAACUUUCCACUGUAAGUGAUAUCUGUGUCUUGUCGCAAGUUAAUUUUAGUCAGUAGAGAAAGUGAUGUAUACUUACUCCCAUGCAGUACUCAUGUAUGGUGCAGUGUAAUACUUCAUUCUGUAUUAGGUACGGAUGGUUUCAGUGAUGAAGAUGGCUGUCUGCUGUCAUCAGUGCGAUGAUGAUGGAGGCAGCAAGGACCUCUGAGAUGUUGGCAAACUUCUUCCAGACUACACUGCACGAGAACACAGAAGACAGCCAUCUUCAGACUUGCUGCCAUGAAAACCUCAAAUCCUACAUAGUUUCAGUAAUUUUGUAGCAGUUUUCAUGGUCUCUUUUGAUAGAUCUGUUUUAUUGCACAAGACCCAUAUGAGCUUUAUAAGGUGAAUGUUGAUGCCAAGGUCAUAUAUUGGCAUUCUUUUCUUCUGUUAGAACUUUAUAUUGACAUUUUGUUGUACUAAUGUCAGCUCUUUAUUAAUAACUGUUUCUGUGGGGAACUUGAACACCAAGGACUGUUCUUAUGACUUCUCUGUCAUUCUUUGUGCUAAUUGUUUAAGCCUAUUUGUAUCCAGCAGUGAGUCACACAUGAAUAUUGCAAAGGAAUGUAAUACCACUUUCUGUUUUUUCACUGCUAACUUGAGUUGCUGUCAGCAGCUAAUGCAGUAUCACAUAUAAAAGAAAGUUCAUGACAUAUCACAGCUGCGAAAUAUUUACCCUUUUUGGGUUUUUCUGUAUCUUUUUGCACAGAAUUAUAUUCUUGAUCUUAUUAAACAUAGUAAAUGCUUUAUUUAUUUUGUAAAAUAUUUUCAGCUAUAUUGUAACUUUCAUUCUGUAAAAUUUUGUAAUAAUUCAGGUAAGCAGGAUUGGUGCUCACAUUUUGGCAUUAAGAGAACUGUAUUUCUGUAACUGCUGCUCCAUUUAAAGUCACAUACAGUAUUGGCAUUAUUCAGUUGGCACACUGCAAUCAUGGCACAGUAUAUUGUUUGUCAUUUCACUGAUUCUGGAAAAGUGUACACAAAGUGUUCAGCACCUGUUAUAUUCAUGAUGUUUGUAUAGUGUAUUGAUUUUUUUUAAGUUCAUUAUCUGUGAUCAUCCUUUGGGGGUGGGGGUUCUCUGUUAAAUAAUUUGUGAGAGAGAGCGAAUGCAUAUUCGUCUGUUUGUGUUGCAUAUGUGUAAUGACAGACAUGCAUGUAAAGAGUAAGCUUCAUUAGGGGUGAUGGAUUAAUCUGGAUAAAAUUCUGCCACCCCUAGUUAAUGCAGCAUUAUCAGUUUUAUGUAUAAAUUAGUGCUGUUAUAGUUAUUUACUUGGGUGCAUUGCUUCUGUAAUUUUAGCAAUGAGAUCUUUAUUUACAUGUAAAGAUAAAAAAUAGAAAGGCCUUAGGUACAUCUAAAAAAUUAUAAAGUUGGUAUUUGAUUUGUCAACCUUUUUUAUUGCAUACAUUGUACUAUCCUGUGAGGAUAAUGAGUUCAAUUUAAAUGCACCUCAUGAAUAGUCCUCAAAUUCGUAGGUGCCUAACUGGAAUAAAUGUACAGAAUGGGACAGAAUUCA